Prunus armeniaca (apricot) is the source of this 888-nucleotide messenger RNA. NCBI's taxonomy places the organism in Eukaryota, Viridiplantae, Streptophyta, Magnoliopsida, Rosales, Rosaceae. The record is from the annotation of a GenBank genome assembly.
AUGGCUGGAUCAAAGCAAAUCCAUCUUGGGUUAAUUUUUUUUACAUUUUUUCUUCUGUGCUUGGACCCAACACCAACUAGUGCUGAAGUUUCUGGUGCAGGGCGUAAAAUAGAAUUUGAAUUUAAGGCAGGGAGCAAGAAAGGACCAGAACACUGGGGAGACCUUAAGAAAGAAUGGAUGACAUGCAAGAAUGGCAAAGCCCAAUCACCCAUAGAUUUAAGGGAUGGGAUUGCCACCAAAGUGAACUCAAGUUUAGAGCAUUUUAAAAUCAGUUAUAAGCCUACAAAAGCCAUUCUGAAGAAUGAAGGUCAUGCUAUCGCGGUUGUAUGGGAAGGUGAUGCUGGAUCAAUCAGUAUCAAUGGCAAAGAAUACAACCUCAGACAAUGCCAUUGGCACUCCCCCUCAGAGCAUUCCAUUGAUGGCAAAAGGUAUGAUGUGGAAUUGCACAUGGUUCACAGAGCCAAGAACAACAGUGAUGUAGCUGUGGUUGGCUUCCUCUACAAAAUUGGCCAACCAAAUCCUUUCAUCUCAAAGAUCAGAAAGGCGAUAGCGUCAAUGAUGGAUGUAGAGAAGGAUGUACAUCUGGGAGUGAUUGAUCCGAGGAAGAUGAAGAAGGCUAAGAUCGGGUUUCAGGACCUGAAAAAGAGGCAGAUGAAAAAGGCUAGCUCGAAAUUUUACAGAUACAGUGGAUCAUUCACAACCCCUCCUUGCAGUGAAGGAGUAACUUGGACCAUAAACAAACAGGUACAUACUGUUUCAAUAGCACAAGUGAAGUUGCUUCAACAAGCCGUUUUCGAUUUUGCAGAGAUGAAUGCAAGACCAGUACAACCUCUCAAUGGCCGGCAGGUCAAGCUUCACGGUUCAUCGUUUGUCAAUUUGAAAAACUAA